AUGGAGCGUGUGUCUGUAACGUCGGCAGGUCUCGACGCAAAGAUCCAUCCGUCUUCAUUCAAAACCGACGAACGCUGCCGAAGCCGACGGCAGGUCAGAGGUCGUGUGUCAGAGGGUGACAUCACGCCCGUCGCCGCGCCCUCAAACCGGGAUCCUGCGAAACCUGGGAUAAGCCGCGAUGACUCCCACCUGUCGGCCAAACACCGCCGCGUGUCCCGUAAAAGUGGCAUUUGCGGAGAAACGAAAGCUAGAGCGCGGCGUUUGAAGUCGCACGGUUUAAGAAUGAGCGACGUCGACGAUCAAAGCGACAACGAGAGACGAGCCGGAGACGUCUGCGGCGAGAACAAUGGAGGCCGCUGUUUGCUAAUGCGCAGUUUGGAUGGUUUUGUGGAGCUUUUGUGUCCGAUUGUGCGGCGGGGAAGAGAAGAAAGCUGUUUUUUUUACUCUUAA
Knipowitschia caucasica is the source of this 450-nucleotide messenger RNA. NCBI's taxonomy places the organism in Eukaryota, Metazoa, Chordata, Actinopteri, Gobiiformes, Gobiidae. The record is from the annotation of a GenBank genome assembly.